UGGUUAUCACUCGACCACUGAGAGGAGGCAAUGUGACUAGGAGCAGCUGUCCCACCGUUACAGCCAACCAAAUAUCCAUUGCUAACAAAGAAGAACUGCUGUUGAAGCAAUAUAACCAUGACUUAAAUGAGAAAUCAACAGAGGACAAGCCAGAAACGUCCAGAGUAUAUCUCAAGGUUCUGAAAAUCAUGAGCAGCUCAGUUGAAAUCAACAAUGGACAUUACUGCAUGAGAUUACCUUUGAAAGUGGAUAAUUUCACCAUGACCAACAACCGUCAUGUCGCUGAGCAAAAGGCCCUCUGUCUGGAAAGGACAGGAAGAAGAAGAUGAAAAAAAAAUAACAGGAAUGACAACGGUGGUCCAAGGACAAGAGAAGUUCAUCACAGGAGACAUCGUCAUCGUGGCGGACUCUACUGCUCCUCGCGGAUCCUGGUUGUUGGGAAAGGGGGCACAGACAGGGAGUCACAGUGAAGACGUCUAUACAUGGGAGUCACCGGUGCACAGCCAAAACUUCUCAUGCGAAUGUAUACCCAACAGAUGUCACAGAUAUGGAGGUUGUUUCUGCUCUGCUCACUCAUUAGUGCCUCAUAUGCGGCUGAGGUCUGUUUUGAUGGGCUGGACUGCUUUGAUGACCUCUCCCUGGGGGGGCACUGCUCAGAGGCCAGCCUCUGUCCUGCCCUGGCACCCUGAGGACAUUGGUACUCGCUUCCUCCUCUUCACCCAGCAGAACCGCCACUACCAGGAGAUCAAACCUGAUCAAAGCAUCCAGGCAUCAAGCUACAGCAGGAUGAGAAAAACUCGAUUCAUCAUUCCUGGUUAUUUGGAAAAAGGAGAUGAGGACUGGCCACAGGACAUGUGUAAGGUCAUGCUGAAGUGGGAGAAUGUGAAUUGCAUUGCUGUGGAGUGGAAGAAAGGUGUGAAGACUCAGUAUGCCCAGGCUGCCAAUAACGCCAGGGUUGUGGCUGCCCAGGUGGCAUCCAUGAUCAAAUUCCUCAUGGGCAAGUACAGGCAGAAGGCUGAUGAGUUCCAUAUUAUUGGACACAGCCUGGGUGCUCACGCUGCAGGAGACACUGGUAGCAGGAUCCCUGGCCUUGCACGUAUCACAGGACUGGACCCAGCCGAACCUUACUUCCAGGACGCUGAUACCUCUGUACGUCUAGACACCAGCGAUGCCACCUUUGUAGAUGUCAUUCACACUGAUGGGCUUCCUUUCGUCUCCAAACUUGGUCUGGGGAUGUCACAUCCCGUGGGCCAUAUUGACUUCUAUCCCAACGGAGGAGAGUUGAUGCCUGGCUGCUCCACUAACAGAGGCAAGCCCACUGACCUGGAUGCCAUCUGGGAGGGUACCAAGAAGUUUGAUGCCUGCAACCAUGUUCGAGCAUACCAGUACUACAGCGAGAGCAUGGUUAAAUCCCAAGGCUUUGUAGGCUUCCCCUGUUCUGACAAAGGCAGUUUUGAUGCUGGAAAGUGUUUCCCAUGUGCACAUGACAAAUGUCCUCUGAUGGGCCACGAUGCUGACAGGUUCAAUGUGACGGAUGGUGUUUCAAAGAUGAAGUAUUUCCUCAACACAGGUGGAUCAGAGCCCUUUGGCCGAUACAGUUACAGAAUUACAGUUACCCUGGAUGGUCCCAGCUUGCCCAACCUAGGCUUCCUGUAUGUGGCACUCAUUGGAGACAAUGACAACACCGAAGAGUACCAGCUUCAUCUGGGUGCACUGAUGCCCGGAUGGAACUAUGAGCUGCUGAUUGAUGCUGAGGUGAACGUGGGUGAUGUGACAGAGGUGAAGUUUCGGUGGAACAACCAUAUCCCCGACCCCUGGAAUCCCAAGUAUGGUGCCUCCAAGGUGGAGCUGCAGAGAGGAAAAGACAAGAGGAUCACCUACUUCUGUGGAACACAGAAGGUGGAGGAGAAUAAGGUCCAGUCUGUACUACCAUGCCAAGUUUAACCAGCCACAAUCCCCAUGUCACUCAGGUCUUUCAAUAAAGAGUUCACAUUCCA
Acanthopagrus latus (yellowfin seabream) is the source of this 1997-nucleotide messenger RNA. Its product is annotated as inactive pancreatic lipase-related protein 1-like. The record is from RefSeq and is a predicted model, not a curated record. Gene Ontology annotation, biological process: lipid metabolic process. Lineage: Eukaryota; Metazoa; Chordata; Actinopteri; Spariformes; Sparidae. Gene Ontology annotation, molecular function: protein binding; triacylglycerol lipase activity.